CAGUGGUGCCUGGCUGCUGUGGUUGGGGUCGCUGUUGUUCUCUCGGGGGAUCUCGACGUGACUGGUGACUCGCAGGACCUUGGCGCCCGCUGACAGGUCAAAAUGCAAAUUUUCGUGAAGACUCUGACCGGCAAGACCAUCACCCUGGAAGUGGAGCCCAGUGACACCAUCGAGAAUGUGAAGGCCAAGAUCCAGGAUAAAGAAGGCAUCCCCCCUGACCAGCAGAGGCUCAUCUUUGCAGGCAAGCAGCUGGAAGAUGGCCGCACUCUUUCUGAUUACAACAUCCAGAAAGAGUCCACCUUGCACCUGGUGCUCCGUCUCAGAGGUGGGAUGCAGAUCUUCGUGAAGACCCUGACCGGCAAGACCAUCACCCUGGAAGUGGAGCCCAGUGACACCAUCGAGAAUGUGAAGGCCAAGAUCCAGGAUAAAGAAGGCAUCCCCCCUGACCAGCAGAGGCUCAUCUUUGCAGGCAAGCAGCUGGAAGAUGGCCGCACUCUUUCUGACUACAACAUCCAGAAAGAGUCCACCCUCCAUCUGGUCCUCCGUCUGAGGGGUGGCUGCUAAUUCUUCAGUGUUGCAGUCACAGUGCACAAUGAUGGCAUUACUGUGCACUGUAGCUAUUUUCCUCCGUUUAAGCUUAGAAAUUACCAGUUUCAGUAAUAGCUGAACCUGUUCAAAAUGUUAAUAAAGGUUUUGUUGCAUGGUAGCA
Galeopterus variegatus (Sunda flying lemur) is the source of this 709-nucleotide messenger RNA. RefSeq names its product ubiquitin B (gene UBB). Gene Ontology annotation, molecular function: ubiquitin protein ligase binding; protein tag activity. The coding region runs from base 103 to 564 and encodes 153 amino acids. NCBI's taxonomy places the organism in Eukaryota, Metazoa, Chordata, Mammalia, Dermoptera, Cynocephalidae. Gene Ontology annotation, cellular component: cytoplasm; nucleus. Gene Ontology annotation, biological process: modification-dependent protein catabolic process; protein ubiquitination. The transcript has 3 exons. The record is from RefSeq and is a predicted model, not a curated record.